AUGAAGAUGAACACCACUGGGGUUUUCUUGACUUUCUUGUGCGGGGUAGCUACCGCCGCGGCCUGCUUCGGCCUGCUCCUGCUGCAUGUUCCGUGCCCCCGCAGCCUCUUGCCGGCAGAGCAAGAGCUCAUCUUGGGUAGGAGUAUUAACAGAACACACGCUGAUCCCAGCACCAAAAAACCUGCCACGGCCUCUGCUCCAGCUCCAGGUGACGAGAAGCUCCUGGAGCUGCUGAGGCGAGCGUCCAUGGACGACCUUGACAAGACCGUCAUACUAACCUUCGCGAGCCAAGCAUGGACGGCGCCGGGGUCGCUCCUGGACCUCCUCCUCGAGAGCUUCCGCCAGGGCGUGGGCACGGAGCCCCUGUUGAAGCACCUGGUCAUCGUCGCCGACGGCGCCAAGGCAUACGAGCAGUGCCAGCGCGUGCACCCGCUCUGCUACCACCUGCAACUGGAACCCGGCGGCGUCGACUACGUGGCGCAGCAGUCGUACAUGGCCAAGGGCUACCUCGAGAUCGUGUGGCGCAAGUUCCUGUCCCAGGCCCGGGUCCUCCAGCUCGGCUACAGCUUCGUCUUCACCGACAUGGACAUCAUCUGGCUGCGGAACCCGCUGCUGCGCAUCCCCAUCGGCGUGGACCUGGCCAUGUCGUGCGACAGGUACUACGGUAACCCCUACGACCUCGACAAGUGGGCCAACUCCGGGUUCAUGUACAUCAAGGCGAGCGCCAGGAUGGUGGCGUUCUACGAGAGCUGGUACGCGGCGCGGCUGUCCUAUCCGCGCACGCACGAGCAGUUCGUGUUCCAGAGGGUGAAGGACACGCUUUCGGCGAAGCACGGCAUACGGGUGCAGUUCGUCGAAACGGCGUACCUCACCGGGUUCUGCCAGCUCAGAAAAGAUUUUAACAAGGUGUGCACGGUGCAUGCUAACUGCCUCGUGGGGCUCAAGUCCAAGCUGGAGAAGCUCACGGAAGUCUUCAACGAGUGGAAGGAGUUCAAGAAGAAGGCUGGUUUGCUAGGCAGCAACACUACCACUGCCCUAACUCACUGA
Molecule: messenger RNA, 1047 nt
Organism: Miscanthus lutarioriparius
Lineage: Eukaryota; Viridiplantae; Streptophyta; Magnoliopsida; Poales; Poaceae
Source: the annotation of a GenBank genome assembly